GUUGUAUGCUGAUUUUAGUUGCUAGAAGAACAAUAAUGGGGGGAAGGAAAAGUUGCUGGAAUGUGUUCCUGAACUCCACACUGGAGAGUAGCCCAUCAUCAUCAUCAUCACACUGGAGAGUUGUUUAUUGUGAAUGUCCUUUUUUAAUAAGUUCAAACUAUAAUAUAAAUUUGCAAAUGUUUGAAUUGAAGGGCAGACAACUAGAUGAUGCAGUGGGAAGCAAACAUUUUGAGAAUCAAAGACCAAAAUAUAACACGAGUCUUCUUGUUCCCUUACAUUUCAUUCAUAAGAAUAAAUUUUAAACUAUGUUAUGUUUGAUUCUGGUUUUGUGUAGUGGUUCAGCAAGGGACCACACAAUAGUAUGAUCAUGGCAGCAAGGAUGAAAUAACAAACGCAACAGACCGCAUGAUAACACCUAUCACAAGUGUUAAUUUCACUAGAUAGGGUGAGCUAGUGUUCUGCUUGUAUCGUUUAUUGUUUAGUAACUUUGAUUUGGCCAACUAAAACAGCGACACUCUGGCUAACUUGUAAACUUAAGAGAGAAAAAGAUGUUCAUUAACUUGGUAAGAUCCCCAUUAAUAAUGAGAGUAGACAAAGGAUUCAGAGCAAAAUACUGAAUCCUGGUGACAAAGUCUAAAAACUCGUCCAGUUGUAUUACCCCAAAUUAGAUGCUUUUUUUAGUGUUUUUCUGUUGGGUCUUCCACCUACUAGACAUAAAAGCGGCUUCUAUAUUAUAUGCUAAGUCCUGUCUCUAUCUGCAUUUUUGUCUGGUAUAAAAAAUGCAGUGAAAUUAUGGGCCUCUGGAACAAAACCACCAAAUAUGGCCAACAGUUUAGCCUCUAUACUUGUACUCAUUCUGUUCUGUGGAUCAGCAGUUGGAGCCAGAACAAAAUUGUUCCAAGCCGAUGUCAAUGGCAUUUGUAAAUUGAUGGUGGAGACUCAAGGAUAUACUUGCCAGGAACACAAGGUGACAACGCAGGAUGGCUAUAUUCUCAGCAUGCAGAGAAUUCCUGUGGGCCGGUCAGGUGAGACAGCUGGCAACCGGGCACCAGUCCUGCUACAGCACGGGCUCAUGAUGGAUGGGAUAACAUGGCUUCUGAGCGCUCCAGACCAAUCUUUGGCUUUAAUCUUGGCGGAUAAUGGCUUCGAUGUGUGGCUUGCCAGCAGUCGUGGAACUAAAUACAGUCUCGGGCAUACUUCUCUCACCCCAGAGGACUCGGCUUAUUGGGAUUGGUCAUGGGAUGAAUUGGUAGCUUAUGAUCUCCCGGCUACGUUCCAGUAUGUCCACGAUCAAACAGGGCAGAAACUGCACUAUGUUGGCCACUCACAGGGAACUUUGGUCGCUCUGGCUUCCUUUUCGAAAGGGCAGCUAGUCCACAUGCUAAGAUCAGCUGCCUUGCUAAGUCCAAUUGCUUAUGUUGGUCAGAUGACCUCUCCUCUAGCAAGAAAUGCUGCAGAUAAAUUCCUUGCUGAAACCUUAUAUUGGCUGGGCAUCCAUGAAUUUGAUCCAAGGGGGGAGGCUGCUGUCAAACUUCUCAAAGCAAUAUGCAACAAACCAGACGUUGACUGCACCCAGUUGCUGACAUCUUUCACAGGUCCGAACUGCUGCCUCAACUCUUCUAUAGUUGGUGUUUUCCUAGAGCAUGAGCCUCAGCCCGCAUCAACAAAGAACUUGAUCCAUCUGGCUCAGAUGAUCAGAGAAGGAACCAUCACCAUGUACGACUACAACGAGGAGGAGGAGAACAGGAAACACUAUGGGCAGGCCAGGCCUCCAGUAUACAACAUGACAAGCAUACCAAACGACCUUCCUCUCUUCCUGAGCUAUGGAGGCAAGGACGCUCUUUCUGAUGCCAAAGAUGUGCAGCUGCUGCUGGAUAGCCUCAAAGACCAUGAUGGAGACAAGCUUGUUGUGCAGUACAUAGAGGAUUAUGCUCACGCAGAUUAUGUUAUGGGGGUCAAUGCCAAGCAAGCUGUUUAUGAUCCUCUCAUGGUGUUUUUCAGGCUUCAAUGACAACAUUAUUCGGAAAGAAAUUAAAAGAAAAAAAAGAAGAAAAUUCCAGUGUGAAGCUUUUUUUUUUUUUUUCAGUUAGAUUUUCAUGUUUGCAAUUUGCAUGUCUUUCUAUUGUGUUAGCUAAAUUUUCAUUGUCAUAUGAGUUGUAAGGCUAAAGGCCUCUUAGAAGAUAAAAUUAUUAGAUAGAAAUGAUUAAAGAUAUAAAAUUCUUGCGAUUAAAGCUUUAUGAUAUUGUUGUUACUGCACUGUACAAAGUCGUAUAGUUCAUAUGUAAAAUAAUGUUACAUCCA
This is a messenger RNA of Diospyros lotus (date-plum), 2301 nucleotides long. RefSeq names its product triacylglycerol lipase 2-like. Gene Ontology annotation, biological process: lipid metabolic process. The coding region runs from base 821 to 2011 and encodes 396 amino acids. Gene Ontology annotation, molecular function: hydrolase activity, acting on ester bonds. NCBI's taxonomy places the organism in Eukaryota, Viridiplantae, Streptophyta, Magnoliopsida, Ericales, Ebenaceae. The transcript is spliced from 9 exons. The record is from RefSeq and is a predicted model, not a curated record.